AUGGAUUCAUUUGAUGCUUAUGGGCCUAAUUCUCAGGCGUUGACGUUUUUUGACCCGGAAGAGAAUGACCUAAUUGGUGGUGAUACCCAGGGGCCCGACUUCGAUUGUGGCGAUUUCACUCUCCCUUCACAGUCGCAAACGCAGGCCUCGCAAAUUGAUCCUGGGAAUGGAAUAGCUUCAAUCAGUCAGCGAUUGUCGGAGAUUGAAAUCAAGGAAGAAGAGCCUGACGAACCUGUCGAACUUCCCGAACACGCUUGUGCUUACUGUGGCAUACAUGAUCCUGCAUGUGUUGUCUUUUGUAAUACCACCAAAAAGUGGUUUUGUAACGGGAAGGGAAACACAUCUGGAAGCCAUAUCGUGAAUCAUCUUGUCCGUGCUCGGGCAAAGGAGGUUACCUUGCACAAGGACGGUCCGUUGAAGGAUACCUUAUUAGAAUGCUACGUGUGUGGUUCCAAGAACGUGUUUCUUUUAGGAUUCGUACCUGCGAAAUCCGAAUCAGUUGUGGUUCUUCUCUGUAGAAGUGGCUGUGCAAAUCAAAAUAAGGAUAUGUAUUGGGAUCCAGCUCAGUGGCAGCCCAUAAUUCAAGGUCGACAGUUCUUGUCGUGGCUAGUGAAAGUGCCAUCAGAAGAGGCCCAAGCCAAGGCACGACAGUUGUCUGCUCAGCAAAUUAAUCUUCUCGAGGAGAUGUGGAAGGAAAACCCUCAAGCAGCUGUCGAUGAUCUUAACAAACCUGGGACCGAUAAUAAAGUUGACCCAGUGCUUCUGAGGUACUCAUGUACUGCGGAGUAUUGCGACACUUUUGUUCCGCUAGUGAAGUUGGAAGCGGAGUAUGACAAAAAGAUCAAGGAAUCUCUGAAAUUGGAAAAUGUAGUUAUACGGUGGGAAACGGCACUUAAUCGCUGUCAUGUGGCGUAUUUUCGUGUUCCAGGCGCAAAUGAAGGUCCUGAGCUCCGCAUUAUGCACGGCGACGAGCUGAUCGUGAUCGGCUGCCUCUCCGUUAUUCAUUAUCCAUUAGAUUUCAGUGACGAGGUGGGUCUCGAAAUGGUGCCAAAGACUGUCCUAUCCAAUGAACCAGCGACUUACAUGAUUGAAUUCAAGUGGAAAUCCACGCCGUUCGAGAGGAUGAUAAGAGCAAUAAAAGAAGUCACUGAUGAAAGUCGUGACUUACUUCCACCAUAUAUUUUGAAUCGCUUGUUGGGUGUUGAGAUGGACGACAUGGUACUCAAAUGCAAUUUGCCAAAACGAUAUUCCGCUCCGGACCUCCCAGAACUUAAUCACAGUCAAGUUUUUGCCGUGAAGACAGUGCUGCAACGUCCGCUUAGUUUGAUCCAAGGUCCGCCCGGGACAGGAAAAACAGUUACAUCAGCCUCAAUCGUAUAUCAUUUAAAUCAAAUUCAUCAGAAAAAGGUUCUGGUUGUUGCACCUAGUAAUACUGCCGUUGAUCAAUUGUGCGAAAAAAUCAGUCGAACCGGACUCAAAGUUGUGCGCUUAUGCGCACGAUCUAGAGAGGCACUUGCAUCGCCUGUUAGCCACCUUAUGCUUCAUAUUCAAGCUCAACAUGUAAAAGGACAUACGGAGUUACGAAAGCUUCAGCAACUCAAAGAUGAAACCGGGGAACUAACGGAAGAUGAUGAAUACCGAUACCGCAUUCUCAAGCGUGAACUGGAACGUGAUCUGCUCCUGGCUGCGGAUGUUAUCUGCUGUACUUGUGUGACUGCAGGUGAUGCACGCCUCAAACCACUCAGCUUUCAUUCCGUUUUGAUUGACGAGUCCACUCAGGCUAUGGAACCUGAAUGUCUCAUUCCUCUUAAUGUCGGAUGCCGUCAAGUUGUGUUAGUCGGUGACCAUUGUCAGCUCGGACCGGUUAUCACUUGCAAAAAAGCAGCCAAUGCGGGCCUUACUCAAAGUUUAUUCGAGCGCUUUGUUUUGCUUGGUAUUCGUCCUAUUCGUUUACAGGUUAGUUUCUACUGGACAUUGGUGCUUUAG
Molecule: messenger RNA, 1986 nt
Organism: Echinostoma caproni
Lineage: Eukaryota; Metazoa; Platyhelminthes; Trematoda; Plagiorchiida; Echinostomatidae
Source: the annotation of a GenBank genome assembly